Molecule: messenger RNA, 570 nt
Organism: Prorocentrum cordatum
Lineage: Eukaryota; Dinophyceae; Prorocentrales; Prorocentraceae
Source: the annotation of a GenBank genome assembly
AUGCUCCGCGCGCCCCACGGCACUCUGCAGGCCCUGACCUUGGGCCCGGCUCCUGAGCACCCUGCCGUCCUGAGGCGCGCUGGCCCUGGGGCAGCCCUCGGCGCCGCCGGCCGGGCGCAGGCCGGCCCCCGCGUCGCCGGCGGCCGCAGGCGGCCGUGGGCGGCGGGCGCCGCGGCCGUGCUGGAGGCCGUGGACGCCUGGUUCACUUGGUUUGGCACACAACCCUACCAGUCGGCGUUCAUCGUUGCCUCCAUCAAGGCGACCGCCUCGGACUUGCUGGCGCAAAAGGGCGAGAGGAUGGCGCGGGACGGCAAGGCCGCGGGAGAGGCCUCUGCGGGCGAAGCGCCGGCGGCGGCCAGCGCUGGCCCAGCCAGAGGCGCGUGCAGUUUUGGGGGGGCCGUCAGCUGGAGGCGAACUCUGGCCUUCCUCUUGUACGGUGGUCUCUACCAGGGGUGCGCGCAGCACUUCUCGGGCCGGGCGAAAGGGGGGGAUUGGGAAAGGGAGGGUUACGAAAUCUGCUGCAUGCAGCUGGUUUCGGCCUCACCGAGGGGCCCAUUCCUCGAUACAUAG